Trichoderma atroviride IMI 206040 is the source of this 1569-nucleotide messenger RNA. RefSeq lists its product as uncharacterized. NCBI's taxonomy places the organism in Eukaryota, Fungi, Ascomycota, Sordariomycetes, Hypocreales, Hypocreaceae. Gene Ontology annotation, biological process: amino acid transmembrane transport. Gene Ontology annotation, cellular component: membrane. The record is from RefSeq and is a predicted model, not a curated record. Gene Ontology annotation, molecular function: amino acid transmembrane transporter activity.
AUGGAGAAACACCCGGAACACGGCGUCAGUGAAGAGACGCCUCACCAUGAAGAUGUGUCCACGGUCAUCGAGACGAGCAGUCUCAAACGAGACCUCAGCUCUCGCCACAUCAACAUGAUUGCCAUUGCGGGGAUGAUUGGUACAGGCCUUUUUCUCAGCUCAGGGCAAGCAAUUGCAACUGCGGGGCCGGCUGGGGCGCUGUUGGCGUACAUUGUGAUGGGAUUUGUCACGGCUGGAGUUUCGUACACAACCGGUGAGAUUACUGCGUUCAUGCCCGGAACUGGUGGGUUCAUUCGGCAUGCAACGAAAUUCGUGGAGCCGGCGCUCGGUGCGGCCACUGGAUGGAACUUCUGGUAUACAAUGGCCAUCACUGUACCUGCAGAGAUUAGCGCUGCUGCCACAGUGAUACAGUUCUGGAAUAAGUCGAUCAAUCCAGGGGUUUGGAUCACCGUUUUCUUGGUUGUCAUUGUCGCUCUCAACCUCUGCGGCGUGCGUCUAUAUGGCGAGUCUGAAGUCGUGUUUGCAUCCUUAAAGAUCAUGUUGAUUCUCGGCCUAAUCAUUGGUGGUCUGGUCAUCGAUCUAGGAGGUGGGCCAAAUCACGAUCGUCUGGGUUUCCGUUACUGGAACCAUCCCGGGGCCUUCAACGCCUACAUCAAGACGGGAGCAACAGGGCACUUCCUGGCCUUUUGGAAAGUGCUGCUUACGGCUGCGUUCAGCUAUGGCAAUAUACAAGUCGUUGCAAUCUCAGGUUCCGAGACUCGAAACCCUAGAAAAAUCAUUCCGGCAGCUACCAAGAAGACAUUUUAUCGAGUCUUGGUCUUUUACGUACUCAGCAUCUUCAUUGUUGGCCUCAUCGUCCCAUACAAUGACCCCUCGCUCGCCAUUUCCACCGGCACUGCUCAGCAGUCUCCCUUUGUCAUUGCUUUUCAACGAUCCGGUGUCAAAGUCGUUCCAUCCAUUAUCAAUGCAGUUGUAUGCACUUCUGCCAUUAGCAGUGGCUCAGCUUGCAUCUUUAUCGCGUCGCGAACCCUCUAUGGCCUGAGCUGUGACGGACAUGCGCCUCGUUUCUUUCAACGCUGCAACCGAUUCGGAUCGCCUCAUUAUGCCAUUGGACUGACCUGCCUAUUGCUGCCGCUUGUCUACUUGAACGUUGCCAACAACACGUCGGUGGUGUUUGGCUGGUUUGUCAAUAUUACGACGGUUUCUGGGUUGAUAGGUUGGGUGGUAAUUGAAGCUACCUAUCUUCGAUUCUACGCGGGACUCAAAAGCCAGGGAUAUUCGAGAGACGCGCUUCCCUACAAAAGUCCACUGCAGCCAUACGUUUCAUGGGCGACCAUGUUUGUGGUGAGCCUCGUCAUUCUUUUCUCAGGGUUCGACGUAUUCGUCAAAGGCCAGUUUACUGCCGCGGGAUUUUUGACCUGCUACCUUAACAUUGCCAUAUUUAUCGCCAUCUACAUUUUCUUUAAAAUAUGCUUCAAGUCAAAGGUCAUCCCGGUAAAAGAAAUUGAUUUCGAAACAGAAUUCUUGUCAAUUCAGCGGGAAAAGGACGCUGCAGAGGUUGCAUUUUAA